Kalmanozyma brasiliensis GHG001 is the source of this 2406-nucleotide messenger RNA. RefSeq lists its product as uncharacterized. The transcript has a single exon. The record is from RefSeq and is a predicted model, not a curated record. NCBI's taxonomy places the organism in Eukaryota, Fungi, Basidiomycota, Ustilaginomycetes, Ustilaginales. Bases 1 to 2406 code for a protein of 801 amino acids.
AUGCCGAGGGGAGUGAAACGGUCCAGGCCUGCGACAGAGCAAGCUGAAUCGACUGGGCGCCCACCCUCUGCCUCCAAGCUUGGUCGAUAUGAGAAGGAUGGGACCCGCUCGACGGCCCGCCAGAUCAUCAUUAUCUCCGAUGACGACGAUGAUGACGACAAAGGUGCCGCAGACAACGCUCUCGAGGAUCAGGAGGACGUAGAGGACGCCAUUGAGGACCUCUUACCCAGCGACGUUUAUCGACUGAGCAUGGCCAAGCGUUUCACCUAUAACAGCCCAUCGAAGGCACGCUCUCUCCUGGAGCCAGAACAGGCCUCACCUUCGAAGCUCGAGGUGCCCAAAAGCGAAGGAAGAACGCCUGAAACCCUCGAUCUGCCUUCUUCGUCCGACACGCCCCUGCAUCAACUCAGGUCAGAAGCUGCCGCCUUGGCCGCAAGCUCCGUCGCCGCCGCAAAGAUCUCUUCGCCUUCUCCCAAAAAGACAAAGCCGAAGAAGGGCAACCAAAAGACCACCAUACAGCUCAAAAGGACCGUCGAAGCCGCAACCGAAGCUGGCAUCGCACCUCUGGACCUCGAGAAGGUGCUCGCUGCCGGCUUCCGUCUGCUCACGCGCUGCUCCUUCUGCGCUGGCGCCUUUACCAAGUCAGCCUCGCCCAAAAUCAAACAAGAGCACAUGUCUCUGUGCGCUCCACUUCAAGGUAUCAGGCUCGGCUCCACCGCCGUUGAGGCCAUCGCGUCUGACAUCAACAGCGCCGUCAGCCGCGAUGAAGAGGACAAGAGAAGGGCUACAGACGAGCGUACCGUACUGCAAGAUGUCAUGCACGAUGCGGACAUCAUCAUGCACGAAGGGCGCGCAAGUCAGAUCGCAACAUCCCCCAAGAAGAGGGGCAGGGACAAGGUCAUUACCAAGAAGUCGAUCAAGCGCUCCACCAAACAAAAAGUGUUCGUCGCCCAAGAUGACGCGACGCAGACCCUUCCGAAUUCUGCUCCUCGUCCCGCCGCCAACCGUCUGCUGCCUGCUCGCAAAGCAAUGUCGGCUGCUCGCGAUGUCGCCAACCAGCUCCUCGGCGGCGCGAUUUCUUCCCUGACAGACGCCAGCGAGACGAAGGACUCCAAAGAAGCGAAUGCCGAGCUGGACGGCAACGACCAGCCCCUCGAUGUGUCAACACUCGCCAACUUGCCGACCACUCCGAAGAAGGCAAGGAGAGGGCUCCUUCCGCAAGCCCAUGAUAUCGGUCUCGCCGACAUCGGUGAAGCGAUCGACGAAGCGAACCAUCUUCCCGUCGUCUCCGCCGAGCAAGUGUUUGCCUCGAUCGCAUCCUCAAGCCCGCACAAGAGCCCUGUCAAAGCGCUGCAAAAGUCCCGACAGAAGUCACGAGAGCACGACAUGUCGUUCGAGACGAGCAGCUCAACGCAGAGCCCCGGAAGUCCAGGCCUACCGCAGACACAACCCUUCGCGCCUUCAAAGCUCGCGAAGCGCCGGCGAGCUCGAGGCAGCGAGACCAAAGUCCCACUAUUUGGCGCCGAGACCACGACGCGGUCGCUGCUCGAUCUCAUUACCAGCAAUCAAGCUGAUGACAGUCGGGAAAGCUCUGCCGACUCCAAGCGGAAGGCAAAUGACGACGACGCAAUGUUCUCAAGCAGUGUUCACGUGAAAAGAUCCAGAGCAGACGAUCCCAGUCGCGAUCAUAAGAUUCAAGCAAGCCAAAACGAUCCGAACCAUGCGCAGAACACACAGCAGCGUGGUCAUGUCGCGCGGACCGACAUCGACGGUAUGGACAUGGACGACCGGAUGGCCAAGGCAGAAGUGUCCGCUCAGUCAGACGGCAAGGACCGUUUUGUGGCCCGCAAGACUCAAAAAGGACGAUUCAUCUCGGACAUUACCUCCAUCCCAAACGCUCGAAGCGCACUGGACCAGAACAAGCAGGGAGCGUCCUCUCCGCGUCAGCCGGAGGCAAAUGAUCGCGGUAGCCAACGACAGCUGCAAAGCGACGACGUGGAGAGCAUGGACGUCGACAGCAUCGACGACGACAAUGAAAGCACCCAAUCGUUCUACGAUCUGCUGCAGCCAUCCGAGGUCAUGCACGAAUCCAUGCCAUCGCCCACACGCAGUUUCUCGGAUUCUUCGUCCGAGGAUCUAGAUGAACCAGACGCAACCCUGACAGCUUACAGGAGCAGAAGGAUGCUUGAUGCUCUUGGUGGUGCCUCGAACGCCAUCGGGACUCGUCGCUCUGGACGCAGCUCUGGCAAGAAUGCUCGCGGUCCAGCCUCAUCUUCGCCCUCCUUGCCCCUCGCAACCCAGAACAAGCCGUUUCAGUCGGGCAUCCGCGAAUCAUCGAUCUCGAACUCGGACCCAGACCUUGUGCUCGUCACCGACUCCAGCAGCAACAGCAGUCCUCACUUGUAA